GAGAGCACGCUUGGAGUGCUCUGUGUACCGUUAAGAAAAAUGCACAAACAUGCGGUCAUACCUGAUCCCGUAUCUAAAUCCAUCUAUCUUUUGCUCGAAGAUGGUACUGUCUUCCCAGGGAGACAUUUCGGAGCGGUGAAACCGGUCGACGGUGAAAUAGUAUUUCAGACCGGUAUGGUGGGCUAUCCCGAGUCACUUACAGAUCCUUCCUACCAUGCUCAAAUUUUAGUACUGACGUAUCCACUUAUCGGAAAUUAUGGAGUAUUUGAUAACGAGGUGGACGAACAUAAUAUACCAUACUGGUUCGAAUCUGAUCGAAUUUGGGCCGCUGCUUUGGUGAUCGGUGAAAUUUGUGAAACUCCGAGCCACUGGCGACAGACCAAAACGCUGUCCGAAUGGAUGAUCGAGCAAAACGUUCCUGGUAUAUACGAGAUCGAUACCAGAGCCCUGACAAAAAUUAUUCGCGAGAAAGGCACGAUCUUAGGUAGACUCGUGUUUGAUCCACCGCCACCUGUUCCCGUUCUUUCUGUGAAUCCACCGAUAGCUGAUCCGAACGAAAGAAAUCUCGUCGCGGAAGUCGUGCAGCCUGCACAAACGACGUACAAUUCCACCGGUUACCCCCGUAUAUGCGUGGUAAAUUGUGGUUUAAAGUACAAUCAACUGAGGUGUUUGAUUAGUCGAGGUUGUCGCGUCGAUGUUGUGCCUUGGAAUUACGAUCUUACUAAAGCCAAUUACGAUGGCAUGCUUCUAAGUAAUGGACCAGGCGAUCCGAGCAAGUGCGAAACAACGAUUAAAGCUAUUCGAUCCAUCCUCGAAUCACGAACAGAUAAACCAAUUUUCGGCAUUUGCCUGGGUCAUCAGUUGCUGUGUAUUGCCGCUGGUUUUGUUACGUACAAGAUGAAUUACGGAAACCGUGGCCACAAUCAACCGGUCACGCAUCAGGGAACUGGACGUUGUUACAUGACUUCGCAAAAUCACGGAUUUGCGGUUGAUGCGAGCCUGUUACCAGCCGAUUGGGAACCGCUUUUCAUCAAUACGAACGAUAAUAGCAACGAAGGUGUCGUUCAUUCGACUCUUCCUUAUUUUUCGGUCCAAUUUCAUCCCGAACACACUGCUGGUCCUCAAGACCUGGACUGUUUGUUCGAUGUAUUCCUGGACGCCGUGAUCGACGUAGCGAAUGGAAAACGCGGAGAGUCCAUGAAGCAGAGGUUGCAUGAAAAAUUGAAUUUCCCCGAAAGCAUCGGUAACUUGCCUCUGCGACCGAAAAAGGUGUUGAUUUUGGGAUCGGGUGGUCUGAGUAUCGGUCAAGCGGGUGAAUUCGACUAUUCCGGAUCGCAAGCGAUUAAAGCAUUGCGCGAAGAAUCCGUACGGACGCUGUUGAUCAACCCCAAUAUCGCGACAGUACAAACAUCUAAAGGCAUGGCGGAUAAAGUUUAUUUUUUGCCAAUAAUACCGGAAUACGUGGAGCAGGUAAUACAAUCGGAACGACCCGAUGGCGUGCUGUUAGCAUUUGGUGGACAGACUGCUCUCAAUUGCGGCGUUGAGCUCGAAAGGAACGGGGUAUUUAAAAAAUACAACGUCAAGAUUCUAGGGACCCCUAUACAAUCGAUCAUAGAAACGGAGGACAGAAAGAUGUUUGCAGAACGCAUCGCAGAGAUCGACGAGAAAGUGGCACCGAGCGCGGCAGUGUACUCUAUCCAAGAGACUUUAGACGCAGCCGAGAAACUGGGCUAUCCCGUAAUGGCCAGGGCAGCAUUCUCUCUAGGUGGUUUGGGAUCUGGUUUCGCCAAUUCCGUAGAAGAAUUGCAGACUCUCGCGCAGCAUGCGUUCACUCACUCGAAUCAGCUGAUCAUCGAUAAAUCGUUGAAAGGAUGGAAGGAAGUCGAAUACGAGGUCGUUCGAGAUGCGUACGACAAUUGUAUCACCGUUUGCAACAUGGAGAACGUGGAUCCUCUUGGUAUCCAUACCGGUGAAUCGAUCGUGGUCGCGCCGAGUCAAACUUUGUCCAACAAAGAAUACAAUAUGCUUCGAAUGACAGCCAUCAAUGUAAUUAAACACUUUGGCAUCGUUGGCGAAUGCAACAUCCAGUACGCGCUGAACCCGAAUACCGAGGAAUAUUAUAUCAUCGAAGUGAACGCGAGAUUAUCUCGCAGUUCUGCUUUAGCGAGCAAAGCGACUGGUUAUCCAUUGGCUUAUGUUGCCGCUAAAUUGGCACUCGGUAUUCGCUUACCGGAUAUCCAUAACUCUGUUACCGGAAAGACUACCGCGUGCUUCGAACCGAGCUUGGACUAUUGCGUGGUUAAAAUACCAAGAUGGGACCUCAACAAAUUUCAUUGGGUCUCCACAAAGAUCGGCAGCUCGAUGAAAAGCGUAGGAGAAGUGAUGGCGAUCGGUCGCAAGUUCGAGGAAGCUUUUCAGAAAGCUUUGAGAAUGGUCGACGAAAACACUAACGGUUUCGAUCCAUACGUGAAAGCACCGAACGACGAAGAAUUGGAGAAACCAACGGACAAGAGAAUGUUUGUUCUUGCAUCCUCCAUAAAGGCCGGCUAUACGAUCGAUCGGUUGUACGAACUCACGAAAAUAGAUAAAUGGUUCCUACACAAGAUGAAAAACAUUAUCGACUAUUAUUUCAUUUUGGAGAAUACGGAUCACACGAAACUGUCGCACGACGUCUUGCUGCAUGCCAAACAAAUCGGCUUCUCGGACAAGCAGAUCGCAACGGUGGUGAAAAGUUCGGAGUUAGCGGUGAGAAUACAAAGGCAGGAGAGCAAUAUACGACCAAUGGUGAAACAGAUAGACACGGUAGCUGCAGAGUGGCCAGCCACUACGAAUUAUCUCUACCUGACAUACAAUGGUACUACGCACGACGUGGAAUUCCCAGGUGGAUACAUAAUGGUGAUAGGAUCCGGGGUAUAUCGAAUCGGAAGCUCGGUAGAAUUCGACUGGUGUGCCGUCAAUUGUUUAUGCGAACUGCGAAACUUGAAUAAAAAGACGAUCAUGGUGAACUACAAUCCGGAAACUGUUAGCACCGAUUACGAUAUGAGCGAUCGAUUGUACUUUGAGGAGAUAUCGUUCGAAGUCGUAAUGGAUAUUUACGAUCACGAAUGCCCAGAAGGAAUAAUUUUAUCGAUGGGCGGUCAAUUACCGAAUAACAUCGCUAUGGAUCUUCAUAGACAGCAAGCCAGGAUUCUCGGAACUUCGCCGGAAUCUGUGGACGGAGCAGAGAAUCGUUUCAAAUUUUCUCGCAUGUUGGACGGCAUUGGCAUUUCGCAACCCAGGUGGAAGGAAUUGACCAACUUAAAAUCUGCGAUCGAAUUUUGCGUGGAAGUCGAAUACCCGUGUUUGGUGCGUCCUUCUUACGUGUUGAGUGGCGCUGCGAUGAACGUGGCCUAUUCGAAUCACGAUCUCGAAUCGUAUUUGAAAAGCGCCAGCGAGGUGAACAAAGAGCAUCCGGUGGUUAUAUCGAAGUUUAUACUCGGAGCGAAGGAGAUCGACGUGGACGCGGUUGCCUAUGACGGGAUUAUUCUCUGUAUGGCCGUAUCGGAGCACGUGGAAAACGCGGGUGUCCAUUCGGGCGAUGCGACCCUAGUCACUCCACCGCAGGAUAUCAACACGGAGACAUUGACGAAAAUCAAAAUGAUGUCCAAGGCCAUUGCCGCGUCCCUCAGCGUCACUGGGCCCUUUAACAUGCAAUUGAUCGCAAAGGACAAUGAGUUGAAAGUGAUCGAGUGCAACGUCAGGGUGUCUAGGUCUUUCCCUUUCGUGUCGAAGACAUUGGAUUAUAAUUUCGUAGCUAUGGCCACUCGAGUGAUCGUUGGAGAGACCGUAGAUCCAGUAGACGUACUUGCCGGAUGUGGCAAAGUUGGCGUUAAAGUACCGCAAUUUUCCUUUUCGCGACUCGCUGGUGCCGAUGUGAUGUUGGGUGUCGAGAUGGUAUCCACGGGGGAGGUUGCUUGUUUCGGAGACAAUCGGUACGAGGCUUAUUUGAAAGGAAUGAUGAGUACGGGUUUCCAUAUACCGCAGAAAGGCAUUUUGCUCUCGAUAGGAAGUUUCAAGCAUAAAAUGGAAUUGUUACCGUCCAUUUACAGCCUUUACGAGAUGGGUUACAAAUUAUACGCUAGCAUGGGGACCGCAGAUUUCUAUACAGAACACGGAGUAGAGGUGGAACCGGUACAAUGGACAUUCGAGAAUAUUAGCGUGAACGAAGAUUCCAGCCCGACCGAGCUUCGACAUUUGGCCGAUUUCCUUUCGAAGAAACAAUUCGAUCUCGUGAUUAAUUUGCCGAUGAGAAAUGGCGGUGCGCGUCGAGUUUCCAACUUCAUGACACACGGAUAUCGCACGAGGAGACUCGCCGUCGAUUAUUCCGUACCCUUAAUCACGGAUGUCAAAUGCGCCAAAUUACUCGUCGAAGCAAUGAGAAUGCUCGGCGGGCGUGCACCUCGUAUGAAAACUCAUACGGAUUGCAUGUCAUCGCGGACGAUGAUCAAGCUUCCUGGUUUGAUCGAUAUACACGUACACACGCGUGAUCCUGGCAGAACCGAUAAGGAAGAUUUUGCCUCUUGUACCUCCGCUGCUCUUGCCGGAGGUAUCACGAUGAUUUUCGCCAUGCCCAACACUCACCCACCCGUUAUCGAUCAUCAAUCGUUCGCUCAGGCCAAGGAGCGCGCUCUGUCAAACGCCAGAUGCGAUUACGCGCUUUACGUUGGCGCUUCGUCGGAUAAUUACAACACAACAGCUGAAUUAGCUCCGUUAGCGGCAGGUCUAAAGAUGUAUCUUAACGAGACGUUCACGACGCUUAAAUUAAUCGAUCUCACUAUCUGGAUUAAGCACUUUCAAAGUUGGCCCAAAAAAUACCCUAUCUGUGUCCAUGCCGAGCGGCAAACAACUGCCGCGAUUCUUUUCUUGGCCGGUUUACAUAACAGACCUAUUCACGUGUGUCACGUAGCGCGGAAGGAUGAGAUUCAAAUUAUACGCGCGGCCAAGGAAAAAGGAAUGGCUGUCACUUGCGAGGUAUGUCCUCACCAUUUGUUUCUCUGCGAAAAAGAUCUUCCUCGUAUAGGAACUGGAUGGGGUCAAGUGAGACCAGUUUUGGGUACGAAGGAAGAUCAGCAAGCCCUUUGGGAAAAUAUGGAUAUAAUCGAUUGUUUCGCAACGGAUCAUGCACCGCACACUGUGCAGGAGAAAUCCAGCGAGAACCCACCACCCGGAUUCCCAGGACUCGAAACCAUGCUUCCGCUUUUAUUGACCGCUGUUCACGAGGGAAAAUUAACGAUAGAGGAUAUAAUAAACAAGCUCUAUAGGAAUCCGAAAAGAAUUUUCAACGUGCCAGACCAGUCCAACACCUACAUCGAGGUCGAUCUCGAUGACGAAUGGGUAAUUCCAGAGGCGAUGCCAUUCAGCAAAUCCAAAUGGACUCCCUUCGCCGGAAUGAAAGUUCGCGGAUCGGUUCAUCGCGUGGUACUUAGAGGAGAAGUUGCCUACGUCGAAGGACAAGUUCUGGUAAACCCUGGUUUCGGCCAAGACAUCAGAGAGGUACAGGCAAAGAUGAAACUUUCAACGAUUACGAAUGCUCCGACCGUUGACGUAACCAGUCGACCAAGUUCCGCAUUGGACGGUCUUUUGUCGCCAAAUUACGAAAAGUUCAACAAUUACACCGAACGAGUAAUGGACAUGUCGGAAGAAGAGCAGAACGAGCCAUACACGAACCUGUUGCAAUCGGUGUCGCACAAGUCGAACGUUCACUUCGCUGCGGACCUGGAUUCACGCGAGCACUCGAAAAUUCCGAUUCAACAGCGUACCGUUUCGCCUCUUCCCAUCAGCAACGCGAGCAAGCACAAGAGCGACAGCAAUACGAAUCUGCUGUUGACAUCGGCGCCAUCGGUUCCCUCGGUUCACACUAGUCAGAAUUUAGUCGGGCACAACGUUUUGACAGUGGAUGUCUUCAAUAAAGAACUGCUGAAAGACAUCUUUAACGUCGCGGAAAUUUUUCGCAAUGCCGUUAGAAAAGAACGGUUGAUAGACCAUAUUUUACGGGGAAAAGUGAUGGCGUCGAUCUUCUACGAGGUUAGCACGAGAACCUCGUGCAGUUUCGCGGCUGCGAUGGAGCGACUCGGAGGCCGAGUGAUAUACAUGGACGGUACGACGUCGUCGGUGAAAAAGGGAGAAACCUUGGAAGAUUCGGUAGCGGUGAUGGCUGGUUACGCCGACGUGGUGGUACUUCGACAUCCUGAACCUGGCGCCGUAUCGAGGGCUGCUCAACACUGUCGGAAGCCUUUACUGAACGCCGGCGAUGGUGUUGGAGAACACCCGACGCAAUCGUUGCUCGAUAUUUUUACGAUAAGAGACGAGAUUGGUACCGUAAACGGUUUGACGAUUACCAUGAUCGGAGAUUUGAAACAUGGCAGAACAGUCCAUUCUCUCGCAAGAUUGUUAACUUUGUACAACGUUGAACUACGUUACGUGUGUCCUCCUGGCCUCGGCAUGCCUGACCAUGUAGUGAAAUACGUGUCUGAACGUGGAAUACCACAGGAGAAAUUUACCACCCUCGAGGAAGACGUUCUUUACAUGACGCGAAUUCAAAAAGAACGUUUCACCAAUCAAGAGGAGUAUCGGCAAGUUUGCGGACAUUUCGUUAUAACGCCGCAGUUAAUGUCUCGUGCGAAGAGGAAGAUGGUGGUGAUGCAUCCGUUGCCACGAGUAUUCGAGAUCAGUCCGGAAUUCGACACGGAUCCGCGUGCGGCAUACUUCCGGCAAGCUGAAAAUGGUGUCUACGUACGAAUGGCGCUCUUGGCAAUGGUCCUUGGACGUGUGUGACACAUCCGAGGAUGCGCGACAAGCUCGGCUUAUGGGUCAAGAUCGAUCUGAUCUUGUUUAACACGUUCCGUGCCGAAUCGAUUUUCCGAUACUUUCCGUUCAUGCCGCAUGCGGCGUAUACGCCCCGCGCUAUUACGAUUGACAGUUUUGUCUCUGACGUAUGCCUUACGAUAUUUAUAAUAGUGAAAAAAAUAUAAUUAGGAAAGAAAGGAUGUAAAGUUUAAGAUGCCUUAGACGACAAAACAACGGACCAUGUACUGUACAUGAUGUUGCAACAAGAUAAAGAGAAUUCUUCCUUUUACAAUGAGAAUUCAAAGGGCUUGAACGGAAAGCUGAGCGGAAAGAACGAAAAGCGCACGCAGCACGGAACCUGUUCAUAGUAUAUACAAUAACGUACACGUAUAGAAAAGAGGAGACACGUUCCUGAUUCCAUUUCCAAUUAGACUGUGCGAUUUACAUGAUUAUCGCUUUAUCGUAGAUCGAAGAGGUAUUAAAACGUUGAGACAUUCUCUUUGUAGACGAAUAAGGAGCCAGACAUUAUAUUCGUCGAAAUUCACCGACAAAGGGAAUGU
Eufriesea mexicana is the source of this 7385-nucleotide messenger RNA. It is a transcript of the gene rudimentary, whose product is annotated as carbamoyl-phosphate synthetase 2, aspartate transcarbamylase, and dihydroorotase rudimentary. NCBI's taxonomy places the organism in Eukaryota, Metazoa, Arthropoda, Insecta, Hymenoptera, Apidae. Gene Ontology annotation, cellular component: carbamoyl-phosphate synthase complex; cytoplasm. The record is from RefSeq and is a predicted model, not a curated record. Gene Ontology annotation, molecular function: carbamoyl-phosphate synthase (glutamine-hydrolyzing) activity; aspartate carbamoyltransferase activity; hydrolase activity, acting on carbon-nitrogen (but not peptide) bonds, in cyclic amides. Gene Ontology annotation, biological process: L-glutamine metabolic process; 'de novo' pyrimidine nucleobase biosynthetic process; L-arginine biosynthetic process.